AGUGUUCCUAUUGGAUAUUGUGCGAAGGAUAAACCAAUAGAGAAAACGAACUCAAACAUUUCUCGAGCGGAUGUUAACUAUGGCGAUGACCUUACUCACAUGGUUCCAGAGAGUAUCCAGACAACGGUUUCUUCGUUAUGGGAUGCCCUUCUUGGUAUGUAUUGUUGGGGGAUCGUUUGCUCUGAAACACUUUACAUCUGUUCGUUAUGACUUUCGGCGGACUACAAGGAUAACAAACGAGGAAGCAAAAAAAUUUGGAGUCACUUUGAAGAACAAAGAGACUGUUGAAGACGUGUAUGAGGAUUUACAAAAAGUUGAUUUGGAUUCCUGGCAAAAUAUAAGAGGGCCUCGUCCUUGGGAGGACUCAAAGACUGUGCAAAAUCUGCAGAAAAUAAAUUCGGAAUAAACUAUGGUUUGAAAGUUUAGAACCUGACAUAACAAUUUGCGAGGUGUUUUAGAAUUACAAACUUUUUUGCAAGUUUUCAUUGUAGAUAUGUACAUAACACAAUAUAUUUGAGAUGAUACUAUUCAGAGAACUGUAAAUAAAGGUAGUUUGUGACUGAAUUUUGCAGUUGAAAAAUAUAGGACUGAGUGAGAAGGUAACUUUUGUUUUCAAUCAUUUUCUAUUUAUACAAACCUUACAGCCAUACACAACACUAAAGUUUCUGAUGUGCGCCAUAUAAAUUUUAGUAAGUUUGCUUUGCAUGUUAUGAAAAGCUUUCAGUAUUUCACAAAAGGAAAUUACAGUUGUCAAUGACAUUAGUAAAUGUGUGUAUUGUUGACACGUUAUGGCUUGAACUAUUGAAGAUUUCAUUUUGGAGGAUGCCAGAAUGCUGAAAAAAAAGAAGAAAAGAGAUGCAAAGAGAACUUUGCACAUACUGAGAUUGAAAUAGUCCUGCUUGAAUCUUUGCAAUAUAUAUAUAAAAAAAUCCAACAAAU
Molecule: messenger RNA, 939 nt
Organism: Pomacea canaliculata
Lineage: Eukaryota; Metazoa; Mollusca; Gastropoda; Architaenioglossa; Ampullariidae
Product: cytochrome c oxidase assembly protein COX16 homolog, mitochondrial-like
Exons: 4
Coding region: 71-406 (111 amino acids)
Biological process (GO): mitochondrial respiratory chain complex IV assembly
Cellular component (GO): mitochondrial inner membrane
Source: RefSeq, a predicted model, not a curated record